Messenger RNA from Symsagittifera roscoffensis, 4329 nucleotides. RefSeq lists its product as uncharacterized. The coding region runs from base 1 to 4218 and encodes 1405 amino acids. The transcript has 4 exons. NCBI's taxonomy places the organism in Eukaryota, Metazoa, Xenacoelomorpha, Acoela, Convolutidae. The record is from RefSeq and is a predicted model, not a curated record.
AUGGAUCACUCGAUCUGGAAAUCACGUGCAGUUGUGGCAGACAAAGAUCAAAAAGAACAGGAAGAAGAAGAAGAAGAAGAAGAAGAAGGAGAAGAAGAAGAAGAAGAAGACGAUGACGAAGAAGAAGAAAACGAUGAAGAGGAAAAUGCUGACAAAAAUGAAGAAAAAUCAAAAAAACCAAAAGAAGAAGAAAAAGAAGAUGAAGAAGAAAAAAAGCAUGAGAAGAGUCGAAGCCAAUGUGAAAUAGAUCCAAAUGCGCGAAAAACUUCAACUAAAAUCGAACAUGCCUUCAAUAUUUGCCCACUUCAGACAAAUUUUAAAGACAGAGAGAAAGAGUCGAUUGAUGAUGAGCCUGCGUUUUCCCCAUUUGAAAAAGACAUCAGUGACUCGGAAGCUGGCCCUAAAACACCCGAUAAUAAAAGUGUUAAGCAUCCAGGUUCCAGUUCAGCUGAUAAGCCUCUUCUACCCGAACUCUCUGAUCAGGAGAAAUUGGACUCGUUGACUCUAGAACUGGAAAAAAUAGAGAUCCAGUGGCCCGGAGACCGAAUAGUUCAUUUUAACGAUAAUGACGCUUUGAAGCGAUUUGUGGAGUUCCAAUAUCCGGACUGGAAAAAACCAGGGAAGACAACUUCAGUACCCUGUGUUAGAAUCCCCCGUAUGAUGGUUAGGAAUGAACAGCUGAGCAGAAAACUGCAAAAACAAUAUAGGUCACUGCAGAAAGGGGAGGAAGGAGAGAACAAAAUUUACAGAUUGUUUGUAAACAAUGUUUCUACAGAUGAUUGCGGAAUCAUGGUUUUCCCAAAUAUUGAUGGAAGUCAUAUUUUUGAAAAAGGAGAACCAGGCAGCGUUGAAAUAGACAUGAUAGUGGCACACCCGUUGAAAGGAUUUUUCGUCUUUAAUAUUAAAAACGCUCAAAAAGUUAGCCUUAAAGAUCUCCAAUCGAAUUUGCGAAAGCAUUCUGAUUUUGUCCGGUAUGUAUUGUGCUACAAUGGCCUUUCUAAAGAUUCUUUGGGUCAGGAAACUAAUGUAAAUGUAGUCAAUGAAAUACCAAUUCACUCUGUUAUUUGUCUUGUAUCUGGUUGUAACGCAUCAGCUGGUAAACUUGCAGAUGUCACCAAUUUUUAUAAAUGUCAACAAAAACAGAUGGGUCGGGUGGCCGAUCGAGUGAUUGUAUUUAAAAAAGAAGAGCUCAACAGUUUCGCUUUGCAUUGGAAGCACACAGUUUUCGAUCUUGACACCAUGAUACGAGAAAAAACAGACGACAUUUUCGACACUUUAGUUGCACGGCUUGUGGCCUUGAACUCGAUGGAAGGAAACAGUUCACUUGUCCACCAAAAGUUCUCUUCUAAUGAUAUCCAGUCUAUUCAAGUGAAAAAUUUGGAGCCGUGGCUUAAAAGUCAACAUGAUGGAAUUUUGACUGAAGCAACUUUGAAGGAAGGAGUUUUGACUGCUGCGAGCACUCAAUGGCAACAAGAUCUGAUACGCGCCUCGAAAACAGUAUACAGCAAGUCGAACGUGUCUAAUAGAGAUAAAACUACUGUCAUUCUCUGGACAAAAGAGCAGUUGGAAAUCAUAGGAACAGUCUUCAAACGACUCACAGAUCCUUUCAAUGAACACAACCCUCUACGCAUAGAUGUGCGAGGAGCAAAAGGAUCUGGCAAGACAAUGUUGAUGGUCCACUUAGCACAAUUAGCCAGUUGUAUCUAUCAAAAGCAGCAGAAACAACGUCAAAUAGUCAUUUGUGACGGAUCUGGCAGAGCUAAAGUCCUUUUUUCGAAACUUCCGCAAACAUUGCAGGGACCGGGAUUUGAGUUUUGGAAUACACGGUCUUUCUGUGGGAAAUCUCGAAGUAUAGCGAAAGGAAUAAUUUUCAUCGACGAGGAUCCGCUGUUACACGAACAAGGUGAUGACCUAGUAUCACGUUGCAUUGAAACUGGAGCUCAUCUUUGUAUUUUCUCAUCUAGAGAAGCGCUGUUGUCAGAUAGAUUACAAAACGAAUUCACCACUCUCUUUCUUUCCUGUGCAAUGAGGUCCACAAAACGGCUUCAAAAUUUUUCCGAUCACAUUUAUAGAACCCUGACAUUAAGACAUACAUUCACUGAACUUAACGGGUUGCCAUCUCACAGUCUAGAUGGGACCAACCUACCAGACAUUUGUUUUAUUAAUUAUAUGGAUCAUGCAUCUGGAAAUCAACCGCUUGUGGAUGAAUGUGUUGAUACAAUAAUGAGACAUGCUCUAUCGUCACAUGGCAAGUCAAACAGUGUGGCCAUACUCAGUUUUUUAUCGCCAAAAAUUCAAAACGGAAUCCUCUCAACUUUGAAAACAAAACCAAUUGCUUUGCGUUCAAUUUCUUAUGACUUGAACUCUAAUGACGAAAGCGAACUAAGCUUACCAAUCGUUCAAUUGGAGUCAAUCGAUGCUAUAAAUGGAAGUGAAUUUCAAACUGUUGUUAUUAUGCUCGAGAAAAUGGUUUUAUGUGACGUCUUGAAAUUCGCUGAAACAAUUAGAAUGGCAGUUACACGUGCCACGACCAAUUUGGCUAUUGUUGCAUCACCGGACGUUUCUUUUUUCAGCUCUCCACUCGCAGAAAAUGAGAUAUUUACUUCAUUAAGUGUUUUAAAAAUCGAGAAAUUUCAAGUGCCACAAAACAAGAUUUCGGAUUACAUCACGUCUUUGUUGAAAAUCGGUUGCGAAAACAAGCGUAUCGCAGUUGUUAUUGGAAAUUAUCCGAAAACAGAUGAUUUCAAAGAAACCAAAUUGACGGUAGAUGAAAUAAAUUACAAUUGCGCGAAAGAUUUGAAAAAGUACACGUUCAACGGAGAUGCAAAUACCGUCGUCUGUUUUUCAAGUCUAGCAAAGUGUUGUUCAGAAGCGGCGAUAGAGUGGUACCACCAACAAGAUAUUUCUUCUAUCCUAGUUGUUAUUAGAAAUACCACCGACAAACUGGCAUUUGCUUUAUUUCAACCAUUAUUGUAUGGACGUGGUCGGAUAAACUCUCCGCGUGUUAUACAACUACAUUGCAGUACUGUCUCAUUGCUUGACAUUAGCGAGUUCCCCGAAGGCCUGAAAGAGCAACAUGAAACGUGUUGCAUCAUACGACAUCGUACUGUACAUCCAUCAAUGUCACAGUUAAACAUAUCGAACAAGGAACCAGAUGAGUGUAUGGAUUAUAAUACCAGUAGCAGGGAGGAAAUAAGAGAAUUGGUAUCAGCAUUUGAGAGCCACAGAAGCAAUCAGCUUUAUGCCAAUAUCAAUGUGGAUCUUUUUCAUUUUUACUCAGAAGCUUACGAAGUAGUUUUUCGAGAGUAUUGUCAGCAUGUGACAUCGGAACAAUCUAAUUCAGUUACAAGUCGUGAACAAGCGAUGGUUUGUAGAAAAGAUGCUUCUGAACUUCUUCUAAAAUGUUCUCAGUCACUGGUCAAAAGGUCUGCUCUUUUCACGACGAAAGAUGACAAUCGCUUUCAAAUCCUAUAUUGCUAUAUUCUAUCUUCGCAAUACGCAAAAUAUUCAGUUUGGUUUAAUCCGAAACAUGUUAUGGCUUGUGAAACAGUCAUCGAAAUCUGUACGGCUGCAAUUGAGAAACUGGAUGUCGCAAACAUUAGCUCCGACAGCCAUGGCACGAGUUCGACGAGUAACCGCAACAACGAUAUGAAUAAAUUGAUUCUUGAAGAUCGUAACGACGUUAGAAGAGCUUUCCUGUUUUGGUCAAAAACUAAAUAUUAUCAGAAAAUCGACGUGCUUCGGAAAAUUGAGCUGGAUCUCGAAACACAGUUUUACCAAACUAACUGCCCUGGAGUAGCAAAUAUAGAAGUGACAACUGAAAUGUCCAACGGGGUUGCAACAAUCGGCCGAUUAAAAGCUGAAAUAGUUAAUCUUCUGGAGGAUUACAGCAACAAGAUUCAUAUCGAGUCAAUAUCUGAUUUGAUAUCCAAGCGAACAGAGAUAGCCCACAAAUGUGCUGAAGCGGCGCGUUAUUGUAUAGAACAGUCAGCUGCAAUUCGAUCCAAGUUCUUUCAUUUUGAAGCGGCAAAUUUUGCAAGCAACGGUAGGUUUAUGGAUCCCUACAAUUUUGAUUGUCAAGAUAUUCUAAUCGAAGUGUUUAAGAUCGAAAAGGACAACGUUGAGCGGUAUUAUAACACUGAAGAAGAAAUAGUUCUAAUGCAACUAGUUAAGAGAGAUAUUGACGGGGGUUGGGCAAAAAAUCUGGUUUAUCAGUAACGUAACAGACAAAACUUCAUUCGACAAAACCCUUCUUUCACCAAUUGCGAACUUCAAAUUUUCUGUUAUUGCUUUUCUUUCCAAGAAAUUGUUGCGCAUAUUUAGUUUAAA